CAUUCGCACGAACUUCACCCUAAACUUAAACGACCUCCAUUCAUCCUCUGUCGUGUUCAAACAGCGGUUUUUACCAUCUUACGCGACAAUUAUCACAUAAAAACACCAUCAAAUAUAUCCUUAAAAGCGCAUUAGUGCAACAAGGAUUGUUACAAGUGUAAAAAUCUAGUGUAAUUAUAAAAAUGGCUUUAAAAUCGUCGCCGACAGUAUUGGGUAUGGUAGCCCGUAUUUCACGCCGCUGUUUUUCGACUUCAAAGGCUUUGGCAUCAAAACCUGUAACUGUAAGAGAUGCCCUGAACCAAGCCAUCGAUGAAGAAAUGGAAAGGGACGAAAGGGUGUUCGUUUUGGGCGAAGAAGUAGCUCAAUACGACGGCGCCUACAAAGUGACAAGGGGCCUAUGGAAGAAGUACGGAGACAAACGUGUCAUAGACACGCCAAUCACAGAGAUCGGCUUUGCGGGUAUAGCAGUCGGAUCAGCCUUCGCUGGUCUGAGGCCCAUCUGCGAGUUCAUGACAUUCAACUUCUCUAUGCAGGCUAUUGAUCACAUAAUAAAUUCAGCCGCAAAAACCUUCUACAUGUCAGCCGGUACGGUGCCGGUUCCGAUCGUGUUCCGUGGGCCCAACGGCGCGGCGGCCGGCGUCGCGGCGCAGCAUUCCCAGUGCUUCGGCGCCUGGUUCAGCCACUGUCCCGGGUUGAAAGUCGUCAUGCCGUACUCUUCUGAAGACGCUAAAGGUCUUCUGAAGGCUGCCAUCAGGGAGAACGAUCCAGUUGUGAUGUUGGAGGAUGAGAUCCUGUACGGUGUUCCCUUCCCGAUGUCCGAUGAAGCUCUCUCCAAUGAUUUCGUACUGCCCAUAGGUAAAGCGAAGAUUGAACGCGAAGGUUCUCACAUCACGCUGGUGUGCGCCGGCCGCGCCACCGACACCGCUCUGAAGGCGGCCAACGAGCUCGCCGGGAAGGGUAUAGAAUGCGAGGUGAUAAACCUCCGUUCCCUCCGGCCGCUGGACUUCGAAACGAUCGCUCGCUCCGUGUCCAAGACGCACCAUCUCGUCACUGUGGAGCAGGGCUGGCCACAGUCAGGCGUGGGCGCGGAGAUCUGCGCACGCGUCAUGGAGUCGCCCGCGUUCUUCGAGCUGGACGCGCCGGCGUGGCGCGUGUCGGGCGCCGACGUGCCCAUGCCGUACGCGCGCUCGCUCGAGCAGCUGGCUCUGCCUACCCCGGGCAGCGUGGUCGACGCCGUCACCGCCACGCUCGGGAACCAGAUAGUACAGCAAUCCAGUGAGUCGGCGAGUCAGUGAGGAAUCUCCAGCCAGCUACCGUGUAAAUAUUCUCAUGUUAUUUAGCAUCAUUUCAUCGUUUUGUUAUUACCACGCACGCCUAUGUGAUAUUGUAUCUAUGCUAAACUCGGUUUGUAUGAAGCAAUAUAUAGAUAAAAUUUAUUUGUAAAUAAAUAUUUUAGUAAAAUGUUAA
This is a messenger RNA of Amyelois transitella, 1467 nucleotides long. RefSeq names its product pyruvate dehydrogenase E1 component subunit beta, mitochondrial (gene Pdhb). The record is from RefSeq and is a predicted model, not a curated record. Gene Ontology annotation, molecular function: pyruvate dehydrogenase (acetyl-transferring) activity. Bases 183 to 1295 code for a protein of 370 amino acids. Gene Ontology annotation, biological process: pyruvate decarboxylation to acetyl-CoA. The transcript has 8 exons. NCBI's taxonomy places the organism in Eukaryota, Metazoa, Arthropoda, Insecta, Lepidoptera, Pyralidae.